AUGAAUCCCAAUGACCUUCGUCGCCCAAACUACCAUCGUCACGGCGAUGGUAAGUCUGGUGAACCCCUUCUUUUCAAGGAGGAUGACCCUGAGCGCGGUCGCGCUGGCUAUUCGCCCACCAGCGAUAGCGGACGACGAUCUAGCCAGGGAUCAAGGGCGUCCAGCGAAGAUGAUAUCCCCUAUCAUCCGAAUGAGAUGAUGGCUCGACCAAGUAUGAGCCGACGAUCUACAAUGCGCAGUCGAAGCCCUCAAACCGCUGCCGAAACUGCCGCGGACUCGACCAAGCAGAGGUACACGUACGCAGGAUUCUUCCUUAUCGUUAGCUUGAUCGCAUUUUGCGUCCAGACAGAGCUGAGCGCGCAUAUUCAGCAUGACCUUGGUUGGGACAAAGCAUAUUGUAUGAUGUAUUUCACUCACGGUUCCUGGGUUGUUUUGUGGCCAAUUCAGCUCCUUAUUCUGCGCUUUCAAAAGCGCGAUGUGCCAUGGCCUGUCUUCUGGAAAAGACACAAGCACCAAUUGCGCACCACUGCCAUUAUGAUUGAGAAGCAGACCCUCGAUGUAUUCCAUAUUUCGAUCCAGCACCGCGCUCGGCCUGUUCGUUACUUUGUUCGUUUCACCGCUAUUAUUACUUGCGCCCUGACUGUCGCUGGGUUGAGUUGGUACAUUGCUGUUAGUCUGACGACGCCUUCGGAUCUGACGGCGAUCUACAACUGCUCCGCCUUUUUCGCAUACGUUUUCUCUGUUCCACUACUUCACGAGCCACUGCGUCUCGACAAAUCGGUUGCUGUCCUUAUUGCCAUUGCCGGUGUUCUCGUCGUUGCUUACGGUGACACUAAGGAGGGAGCUGAGAGUGUCGAAGCCGGCAACAGAUUCUUUGGUAACCUCGUCAUUGGUAUCGGUUCUGUUCUUUAUGGCCUCUACGAGGUCUUGUACAAGAGAUAUGCUUGUCCACCCGAGGGAUGCUCUCCCGGACGAGGCAUGAUUUUCGCCAACACUUUCGGCUCUUUGAUCGGUCUUUUCACCCUGACAGUCCUUUGGAUUCCUCUUCCACUCCUUGAUUUCUUAAACAUCGAAAAGUUCGAGAUACCCGAAGCCUCGACCUGCUGGCUCAUUCUUCUUGCUGUUCUUUCCAAUGCCACUUUCAGCGGUUCAUUCCUCGUUCUUAUUUCCCUGACAUCGCCUGUCCUGUCGUCGGUGGCUGCGCUUCUCACCAUCUUCCUCGUCGCGAUCGUUGAUUGGAUGAUCACUGGAGAGCCAUUGAGUUUUGCCGCCAUUGUCGGAGGCGCCAUGAUCAUCAUAGCCUUCUUGGCCCUAACUUGGAGUACCUAUCGAGAGAUGAAGGAGCAUGCGGCGAGGGAGCCUGUUGCCGACUUUACAGACAGUGACAAGGACGGCGACAUUGACAGCGAUGACGAUUAA
This is a messenger RNA of Fusarium graminearum PH-1, 1419 nucleotides long. RefSeq lists its product as uncharacterized. NCBI's taxonomy places the organism in Eukaryota, Fungi, Ascomycota, Sordariomycetes, Hypocreales, Nectriaceae. The record is from RefSeq and is a predicted model, not a curated record. Bases 1 to 1419 code for a protein of 472 amino acids. The transcript has a single exon.